Molecule: messenger RNA, 1577 nt
Organism: Nannospalax galili (Upper Galilee mountains blind mole rat)
Lineage: Eukaryota; Metazoa; Chordata; Mammalia; Rodentia; Spalacidae
Gene: Iqcg
Product: IQ motif containing G
Exons: 12
Coding region: 81-1331 (416 amino acids)
Biological process (GO): cilium organization; sperm axoneme assembly
Cellular component (GO): sperm flagellum; cytoplasm
Molecular function (GO): protein binding
Source: RefSeq, a predicted model, not a curated record
UCUGCUAAGGACCAUGAGAGAGUUACUGCAUUUUUGUGAAAUUAUAAAUCUAGUCUGAAGGGUGGCCUAACUGAGGAAGAAUGGAAGGGGACAAGUUGGAAACUUCAACCUUGCCUCCAAAAGAUUUGCAUUCUGAGGUGAUGGUGGCGAUGACAGGAGAACCUCCUACUGCUGUACAAGAAGAAGUAGAUAAAAAAGAUGUGGAAAUCGUCCCAGAGGUCAUAGUGCCACUGUCCCUCCUGGAUGUGCUGAGGAUCCGUGCAGUCAUGGAGGAUGUCAUCAACCAGCUGUCUAUUCUCGGCUACAUUAUGCCAAUUCAGUAUGAAAGAAAGCAGAGCAUCAGUGCGAAAAUCAGCCAAGAAAAACCUUCAGUAGUCCCAGGUUCACGGAAAACAUCUGCUCCUUUGUCAUCUAAAGAAGUCAAACAAGGAGGUCAGCAGGACUUUAUCUUUAAAAAGCCUAUGAAGCAGGCAGUAAUGACCCUGGAGACAAUGAAGAAAAUUCAGAAUGAUAGGCAAUUUUUCAGUGAUGUGAUUGCAAACACCAUGAAGGAGAUGCAAGAGUCAGGCUCUUUCUCAACUCUCCUGGAAACUCUGAGCAAAGAAAGGGAAAGCAAGAUGCAUUUCUAUGGUGCCGUAGCAAGGGAGGAAGAAGGAAGAAAACAGAUAAAAUCUCUUCAAACACAGCUAAUUGAUGUGAAAAAAGAGCAUCAGAUGGAAAGGCAGAAUGGGAAUGAAUAUAUUGCUCGCCUCAAGGACCAGCUGCAAGAGAUGAAAGCAAAACCCAACUUGGAAACUCUUUAUAUGAAAAGAAAUACCGAGUUGCAGAUUGCCCAGAACCAGAAAAAAUGUGAAGAAGUCUUGCUGGAUGAAAUUGAGAAAAUAAGAAUGAAAACUGAAGAGGAGAACCAGGUUCAUAUGGCGAUCGAGACAUUCCUUAAAACAGAGCAGCAGAAACUUGAGAAGAAGCUAGAGUUCUGGAUGGAGAAGUUUGAUAAAGACACAGAAACAAAACAGAAUGAGUUAAAUGCUCUCCAGGCUGCCAAGGCCAGUGACCUGUCACAACUUCAAGACCUAGCAAAGAUGGUGCUGGGAUUCCUGAUCAGAGAGUAUGAGCAAGUCAUUACUGAAGACCAGAUAGAAAAGGAGAAGAUCAGGAAGAAGAUAGAGCAGGAUGAGUUGGAACUGAAGAGUAUCAUAAAGCUCCAGGCCUGGUGGCGGGGCACAGUGGUACGGAGGGAAAUUGGAGGUUUCAAAAUGCCCAAGAAAGGAAAAGACGGCAGCAAAGCUUCAAAAGACAAAGGCAAGAAGAAAAGGAGAGGCAAGAAGUGACCAGACUGCUGCCCUUCCCUCUGGUGUCUGGAAAGGCCUCGGGGUUGUUUGCCUCCGGGUGACACUAGGGGAUUUCCUUUGCCUAUUCUGUUUUCUUCUGUUGGCUUUUCCACAGGAGCCCAUACACACAUAGCAUGUACUUACGUACAUAUAAAUAAAAAUUAAAAAAAAUUCCAAGGUACCAUUUAUAGUUAUCAUCUAGCAUAUAUGUAUAUGGCAGUUUAAUAAAAUGUUGCUUCUUGCCUA